Molecule: messenger RNA, 2088 nt
Organism: Chaetomium fimeti
Lineage: Eukaryota; Fungi; Ascomycota; Sordariomycetes; Sordariales; Chaetomiaceae
Product: glycoside hydrolase superfamily
Exons: 4
Coding region: 440-1717 (425 amino acids)
Biological process (GO): glycoside catabolic process; oligosaccharide metabolic process
Cellular component (GO): cytoplasm
Molecular function (GO): alpha-galactosidase activity
Source: RefSeq, a predicted model, not a curated record
GGGACAUUUACUCGUCCGCCAAUCGCUACCAGCCCGGGAAGUCCAUUUCCCAGCACCCGGGACCGUAUAAAUGCUGGCGCGCCACUGCUGAUUGGAGCGCCUGCAGUUAGGUACGGAUUCGUUACCCGCAGUCGAGUGACGACAGGGCAACAUCGCAGUUUGACAAUCCACCCAACAUCUGGCCCUCAGUCAUAGCGUCGACGAUCCACCGGUCCCAGACUCCCAGUUUCCGAGACUGCCACCGUGACUUCCUAGACGGGCCGACGCUGAUACAGUAGUCGGAAUUCCAAAGACGGGGUAGGGCAGUGCAUUUAAAGGAGAAACGGCCGCCCAUUGUCGAUUUGCCAAAAGGGUUCAACCCCUCACCUCUUUCCACCCACCCAUCCGUUUGACAACCUCCCCCUCUUGUUCCAGGUUGUGGACCUAGAAAUUCUUCAUCAUGCCCAACAUGAAUGCCGCCCUGAAGGCGCUGUUCUUUGCCUUGGUCCAAUUGCGAGCCGCCGAAGCUCUGGACAAUGGAAUCGGCCGGAAACCUCAUAUGGGCUGGAGCAGCUGGAAUGUUGCCCAGUGUGAUUCCGCGUCCGCCACUUAUGCAAUCGACACAGCGAACAAGUUCAUCUCCCUUGGCCUCAAGGACCUCGGGUAUGAGUACGUCAACAUUGAUGAUUGCUGGACUACCCGGUCACGGGACGGAAGCGGAAAGCUUGUGCCCGAUCCCAGCAAGUGGCCCGAUGGCAUCAAACCGGUCGUCGACCAAAUCCAUGAGAUGGGCCUGAAGUUUGGGCUCUACGGUUGCGCCGGCCAGCAGACCUGCGCUGGCUUCCCCGGGAGCGAUGGCGCGGUGCACGCUGCGUCGGACGUCUCUCAGCUGGCCGGCUGGGGCGUUGACUUCUGGAAGUACGAUAACUGCUUCACGCCUUGCCUCGAUAACCCGCCCCCGCAGACCUGCGGCAGGCCCGCUGGCAACACCAAGACUUGGUAUGCCCCCAUGCGGGACGCUAUCCUUGACGUCCAGGAGACGAACAAGAUUCACUUUAACCUCUGCAACUGGGGGCGCGAUGAGGUCUGGACAUGGGGCGCUGAAUACGGGCACUCCUGGAGAAUGAGCACAGACAACUGGGGCGACUGGGCCAGCGUCGAGCGCAUCGGCAGCUCAGCAGCCGCCAUCUCCGACUACAGCGGGCCCGGCGGCUUCAACGACCUCGAUAUGCUGUACCUCGGGUCAUCCAAGAUCAACGCCGACCAGGAGCGCCUCCACUUCGGCCUCUGGGCCAUCGCCAAGUCCCCGCUGGUCCUCGGCCUCGACCUGAACAAGAUUUCGGACUGGACCCUCGACAUCAUCAAAAACAAGGGCAUCAUCGACAUCAACCAGGACUCCCUCGGCAAGGCCGCCACAACCUUUACCCCCCCUGGCAGCCAGGGCCCGGUCAACGGGAAGAUCCACCCGUACUGGGCAGGCCCUCUCAGCGACGGCGUCGUCAUCGGUCUCUGCGCCGGCACCUCGGGCGGCAAGUACGGUGUCAGCUUCAAGGAUGUGCCGGGCCUGGUGGACGGCGAGUACUCGUGGGAGGAAAUGUACACGGGCGAGACGGGGACCGGGUCGAGCAUCGAGUUCGAUAUCAAGCUUCAUGACAUGCGCGUUAUCAAGGUGACCACGGCUGGUGCUAAGGUUCGGGGUAAGGGCCGCGGUAAGGCUCGGAUUGAUCCGUCGCUUUGAGCUGGUCUAUCACGAUGGAGCUGUGUCAGGGUUGCAUUAGCUAAGAAGUUGCGUCUGUCUAAAGCUGCAUAAAUUACGGAUGCGAGGGGUGGGAUCCAUGCUCAGGCUUGUCCUCAGCUCCAAGCCGUUGCGUGUCCGUGUGCUGAUCAGGCCUUCUUUGUGGGCAAGGGACAAAUUCCGGAUGCUGUGUCAAAGGCCCGUCUUUGUUACCUGUUUUGGUGACGCGACCCGAGAAAGGCUAUUUGCAAAUCCCUCCUGACAGUCCUGUGCGUGUCAUAUAUAACCCCCAUCCUCUCCGAGACGCCUGUCCCAAUGACGGACAACCGGCGUAUCAUCUUUAAAGGGCUAUUAAAAGUCUCUCCAGCCACACA